Molecule: messenger RNA, 638 nt
Organism: Rhizophagus irregularis DAOM 181602=DAOM 197198
Lineage: Eukaryota; Fungi; Glomeromycota; Glomeromycetes; Glomerales; Glomeraceae
Source: RefSeq, a predicted model, not a curated record
AAAAAAAAAUUUGUUUUUUUUUUUUUAAAAAAAUAUUUUUCAGUUUCUGAAUUUUCCCACACGACAAAAAAAAAUCCCUUUCUUUUAAAAAAAAAUACACCUUUUCUUUUUACAUUUAAUUUUUAAUUUCUAAUUCCUGCACAGCUCUCAAAGUAGAAUUUUACCCAGGGAAUUGAACAUUUCUAAUAACAGCAAUUACAGGUAUUAAUAACUAUGCAAAAAACCAAAAAAAAAAACCAAAAAAAUAAAGUCUUUUUCUUUUUAGGUUUCAGUAGUUUUCUUGGUUUGUCUUCAAAUGCGUGGAAAUUUGGUAAAGGAAUAAUUUGUACACGAACAGAAUUGUGGGUGGCUCUUUGGAUCUUUCCAGACAUGGAAUUUUUUAGACAGUACUGCAACAUCUUGGACAGAUGUUUUCCCAGCUUCCUAAUGAACCACUAUAACUAUUAUAAUAACUAUUAUAAUAAAAAAAUGUAUUGCAUAUUAUUUAUAUGUAAAAUCACUUGCCAUACACAGCCUAUGGAUUCCCUAUUUACCACAAAAUUCCAAAUUAAUGCUAAUAACCAUUCUAGACUUUAUAUAACAGUUUAGUAGAAAGGUAUCUGAUUUUCAUAAUUUUAAUUAGCCAGACCCGCAUGAAA